AUUGAACUUUUGAUCCUUUCUUAUUUGGCCUUUUUCGUUUUGGUUACAAGACCUAAAUAUAAAAGAAGAGAGAACACUCAUGAAUUUGCUAUCACCAGUCAGUCUAAAUCCUGCUCCUAUCCGCUAACACUGAUUAACCUGGUCCCAAUUGCAUCCAUCUCCUCUUUUCUUCUCUUUCCUUUUUUUACUAGGAGUUCCUUGAGCCGUUGAGUCAAUGGAUCUCUCACGGUCACAGGCCGGGGCGGCGAGGAUGGCACAUGUGAUGGCAAUUCCAUAUCCGGGAAGAGGCCAUAUAAACCCCAUGAUGAACUUCUGCAAGCUCCUCGUGUCCAACACGACCGAUGUUCUCGUAACCUUUGUGGUGACGGAAGAGUGGCUGGGGUUCAUCGGGUCCGAGCCGAAGCCUGAUGCGGUCCAGUUUGCCUCCAUACCCAAUGUCAUACCGUCCGAGCGAGCCCGUGCGGAGAACUUCCCCAUGUUCAUAGAAGCGGUGAUGACGAAGAUGGAGGCUCCUGUAGAGCAACUUCUCGACCGGCUCGAGCUGCCAGUGACCACGAUCUUGGCCGACACGUACCUUUUCUGGGCAGUCCGGAUCGGGAACAAGAGGAAGAUCCAGGUGGGAUCGUUCUGGACCAUGUCGGUCUCGGUGUUCUCGGUGUUCCAUCACUUUGACCUCCUUGCUCAGAACAACCAUUUCCCCGUUGAUCUGGCAGAACGAGGAGAUGAGCUCGUAGACUACAUACCAGGACUUCCACCGACGCGUUUGGUCGAUCUUCCGACGUUCUUUGAAGGCAAAGGCCGAGCGACGUUGAACAGAGCACUGGAAUGCUUCUCCUGGAUGCCGAAAGCUCAAUAUAUAAUCUUCACCACCUUUUACAAGCUCGAAGCCCGUGCUGUCGAUGCUCUCAAAGCUGAACUUCCGCUCCCUAUUUACACCGUCGGACCUUUAAUACCUUACAUGGAACUCAAAGCUAAAUCCUCACUGUCGGCGUCUCGAAAUGACCGUCCUGAUUACGUUCGGUGGCUAGACUCUCAACUGGAAGCCUCCGUCCUGUACAUCUCUCUGGGGAGUUUCCUAUCGGUCUCGAGCGACCAAAUGGAGGAGCUCACAGCGGGAGUGCGCAGCAGCGGAGUUCGGUUCCUGUGGGUGAGCCGAGACAGCGAUUCUUGGGUCAAAGACGGUUUCUGCGGCGACAGGGGUCGAGUGGUGCCCUGGUGUGAUCAGUUGAAGGUGCUGAACCACUCUGCAGUCGGAGGGUUCUGGACGCACUGCGGGUUGAACUCCACUCUGGAAGCUGUCUUCGCGGGCGUCCCGAUGCUUGCCUUCCCGAUCUUUUGGGAUCAAAUCCCCAACUGUAAGCAGGUGGAGCAGGACUGGAAGAUUGGUUGGAGGGUGAAGAAGUCAAGGGACGAAUUGGUGCCGAGACAAGCCAUUGCUGAGAUUGUCCAGAGGUUCAUGGACUUGGACAGUGAGGAUGGGAAGGCAAUCAGGAAGAUGGCAAGCGAGCUUCAACAGGCUUGUGGCCAAGCAAUCCUGAAUGGCGGGUCGUCUCACUCUGACAUCAAUGCUUUCAUCGGCGACAUCUCGAAGAAAAUAAUGUGCUAAUGCAAGAUUCCGCGGACUCUCGAGUACGAUUUGGGAUCUCUCCAUUGAUCCGAAUGCUUGGCCGCAAAAAGGCUCGAGGAAAGUGCAAAUUCCAACUCAUGAUAGAAGCGUGCCGAUUGUGGCUCUCGACCAGUAUUCGUGCUAUUAAUGUUUCUUUGAUCAUCCUGAAUUGAAUUCUAUCUUCACAGUA
Messenger RNA from Eucalyptus grandis, 1796 nucleotides. Its product is annotated as UDP-glycosyltransferase 87A1. The transcript is spliced from 2 exons. Lineage: Eukaryota; Viridiplantae; Streptophyta; Magnoliopsida; Myrtales; Myrtaceae. The record is from RefSeq and is a predicted model, not a curated record. Bases 215 to 1606 code for a protein of 463 amino acids. Gene Ontology annotation, molecular function: UDP-glycosyltransferase activity.